UCGGAAAUAACUGUUCCUUUCAAUUCUUGUUUCCGUUCUUUUUGGUGAUUUUUCUCGUCAGUUUUCUCAAGAAAAUGACAGAAAAUGAUAUGGGUUAUUUCAUUGGUCCUUCAGAAGAUUUCUCUGUUUUCCUUUGCAAGCCUAGAUAUGGGUGCUAUUUUUAAAAUUUGUGUGUGUGUGUUUUUUUUUUUAAAUAUAAGUAGCGAUGGGGUAUUUAAGUUUCUCUCUUAAUAAUAUAGAAGCCAUUGCCAUCUACCUCUAGGCCUUCCAUUUUAAUCUUAAUGUGCGCUACAUAAUGGAGUUUGAUUUUGGUAGUGUUCCUAAUAUAUAUCUUCAUACAUUAUUCUUUCCAUCCUUUUCCUUUCUGGGUUUAGAUGUUAGCGUUUUCACCACCAUUGCCUUUCAAAGUUUUGAACGUGAUCUGAUGUAGCGUAUGUGCCUAAUGUAUUGACCACCUAUCUAGCUGGUUAGCAGGAAAUUAUUUAUUUAUCGUUGCUGUGUUGAUAUUCAGGCUUCAAGCUAGUUGAAUGAGUGGAGAUAAGGAUGGGUAAGGAAGCUAUUGCUGAAGUUAGAGUUUCUCUCGAUGAUGUCCGCUACGCAGAUACAGAGGCUGAAUCAAGUAAAAUUGACUUAGUUGUGGCAUUGUCGUCUAAUGGGGAGUCAAGUUCCGAGUUAGUUAUUGUAGAGGGGAUUAUAACAAGAAUGGAAUUAGAUAUGGCAUGUGCUUCAGAGAAGUUGGUUAACCUAAGUGUACUUAUGAUGCACUUGGAAUCCAAGGAAACUGAGUUUGAAACAACUUUCUCACUAGAAGGAGUUACAUCGAUAGAUCCAGAGGAGGCUCUGGAAUUUGAUUUCCUGUCCAGGAUUUUGGAUUCUGAAGUGACAGAAUUGGUUAAGUUCAUGACAAGUACCCAGAAGAAUUUUGUUGAGUCUCGUGAAAUGAUAUCCUCGUACAAGCAUUUGGGAGAAACUUUCAUGGCAAUGGAAGAAAAGUUGCUUGAUUCUGAAAAAUCACUGGAGCAGUCACUAGUUCAAGUCUCAGAAAUUAGGAAGCAUUAUGCCAGGUUCCGGAGGACCUUGUCAUGUCUGAAUGGAGAAGAAAAUUGGAAUGGUAAUGAGGGGUCAAACUUCUCAGAAUGUAACCACUUUGUGGACGAUAAUCUGAACAUCAAGAUGCAAACCGCGGAACAGCAAAGACAUGUUUUAAGGAUGCUAGAGAAAUCUUUGGCAAGAGAGAUGGAUCUUGAGAAAAAGCUAAUUGAAUCAAUACAAAUUGAGGAGGAACUGAAACAUAGGAUACUCUUUACAGAACAAGAAGUAUUCUUUGUGGAACAAGAAGCAAUAGAUGUUUGUGAAAGGUGGUUCACAGCAGAAAAUGCUGCAGAGGUCCUGAUGGGCAUUUCACAAGAACUACUGAGUCGAUUAAAGAUUUUUCAUUUCAAUUUAAAUGGCCUAGUUAAACGAGAAGCUGAACUGAGAACAAAGCUUGAGAAGUCCAUGGGACAGUUGGAAGCCAAAGAAAAUGCUUUACAGAAGUUCAAUAGCAGCAGCGAACUCAGCAACUUUGUUCUAGCACGCACCGAUAGUUUAAAGGCAAGCUUGGUUGAAGCUGAAGAUAAAUUACUUCUUGCAAAUUCUGAGGUCUUAGCUCUAAGAGAAAAAGUGAAUUCCCUUGAGAAGCAUCUGGAGGAAUGUGGCUCUCAGCUGCCAAAUGCAAAUGUCUCUAUGGAAGGAAGAGAGAAACAGCACAAUGCUUUACAAUCUGAGAUCACUAACAUGGAAAACACAAUUGUGAAUUUGAAAGAGGAACUAACUAAAGUGGAAAGUAGGGCAGCCAGUGCAGAAGUCAAGUGUAUGUUGUCGGCAGAGACUAAUUUGGAACUUAAAAAAGAGGUGGGCCAUCUUAAGUAUGCUUCAGAGAAAGUGGAUUCCUUAGAGAAGCAAUUGAGGGAAUCUGAUAUUAGGCUUCAGCAUGCAGUGGCUUCUGCUGAUGCCAGUCAGGAGAAGCAAAAUAUGUUGUAUGCUACAAUUAGGGAUAUGGGAAAUUUAAUUGAGGAUCUAAAGUUGAAAAUUCAGAAAGCAGAAGGUCGAGCAGACAGUACAGAGGACAAGUGCGUUGUAUUAUCUGAAUCAAAUGCUGAACUAAAUGAAGAACUGAGAUUUUUGAGGGGAAGGCUGGAAUGCUUGGAGAUAUCUUUGAAUCAAGCUGAAGAAGCAAAAAAUUUUGCUGCUAAGAAUAUUGGCUUACAGACUAAAGCAAUAAAAGAUUUGGUGAUGCAAUUGGCCAUUGAAAGAAAGCAUCUUCAUAAGCAGAUGACAUUCUUAGCACAUGAGAACAAAAGUUUGGUGCUGAAGUUACAGCAAACAAGAAAGGAUCCCUUUGUAUUUACCAACUGCAAUAUUGGAAAUGGUGAAAAACCUCCGUUUCCUGAGAAUGAAGUAACCAAGGUCUCAGAAUCAGGUUCCAAGUGUUCAGAGUUGGAUAAGAACCAGAAAGAUGUAUUUGUUGGUGAAACUAAAGUGACAGCUGGAGAUUCAUUUUUGGAGCCUGAAAAUGUAAGGAGAAUGGAUGCAGGAGUGCUCAACUAUAAGCAUGUUAUCAUGGCGGCACUCAUCUUGUUGAUUUCAGCAGCUGUUUACUCGUUUCAGCGGCAGGGCCUCCACUUAUGAUUGCGGAGAUCCUAACUUCUUUUUUUACCAUGUAAAUGAAGACUGGAAAGUAACAUAGAAGAGAAGUAUUAUCAUUUUCAGACAGAUCAGACUUGUGUGUGUGUGUGUGAGAGAGAGAGAGAGAGAGAGCGAGAGAGAGAGAGAGAGAGAGAGAAACAGAAAGAAGAUACUUAUUCCUUCAAGCAUCCAACCUAUCCUUACAGAAUAUGUUUGUUCUUCGUCAGCCUUUGUGGCACGAGCAAUGCAACCCUUACUUGCUUAACUCCUUUCCCCUGCAGGAAACCAAUAUCCUCUUAUCAAACAAGAGCAGCGAUGCCAGUAUUAUCAGUACUAUGCCAAACCAAGCGAAGUUAAUGGCUAUUUUUGGUCUGUUUUGUGUGACUACGUAUAAAAAGAAAAGUUCACUGCUCAUAUUUGCAUUAGUUGGCAUGUUGUAACCUUCCCAUUGAAAAACAAAAGGAAUAAGAGAUGCCAAAGGGGCAUCAGACUUUUGAGUA
This is a messenger RNA of Manihot esculenta (cassava), 3167 nucleotides long. RefSeq names its product WPP domain-interacting tail-anchored protein 1. Lineage: Eukaryota; Viridiplantae; Streptophyta; Magnoliopsida; Malpighiales; Euphorbiaceae. The coding region runs from base 544 to 2670 and encodes 708 amino acids. The record is from RefSeq and is a predicted model, not a curated record. The transcript has 4 exons.